Messenger RNA from Fukomys damarensis (Damara mole-rat), 3538 nucleotides. It is a transcript of the gene Catsperb, whose product is annotated as cation channel sperm associated auxiliary subunit beta. Lineage: Eukaryota; Metazoa; Chordata; Mammalia; Rodentia; Bathyergidae. The record is from RefSeq and is a predicted model, not a curated record. The transcript is spliced from 28 exons. Bases 24 to 3461 code for a protein of 1145 amino acids. Gene Ontology annotation, cellular component: cilium; CatSper complex.
GGUGGAAGACAGUUGCUCACUGAAUGGCUGCCAGGAAGCAGAGAGGAGGAGCCAAGGCUAAGAAUAUAUUCUUUCAGAUGGAAUCACCACUUAUAUAUGUUAUGAUUUUACUUUUGAACAUGUUGGAAUUUUCUUCAGGAAUGGCAUAUGAUAAAGAUGUUAUGGAGAAACAUUUUGCUUGUUCUAACCAAGGGCUCCCCAAAACUAAUGAAAUAAUGAAGUUGCUUCUUUCCUCAAAAAAUUUGCAAAUCCAGUGUUUUUUCCAAACGGAGAAUGAACAUGUUUCCAAGGAAACGCUAAGUACAUUCACAUCUGGAGGACUUGCUCCUACCUUGGAAAUCAUAAAUAGUACAUAUCAUGGCAUCUUCCACUUCAAUUUAACUUUGUUGAAUGAUCGGAUUUUCUGGUUAAUUGAUAUUCCGAGAGAAAAUAUCACAAGUAACACAGAUAUUGCUGCUGUAGAAGAAUGGUUAGUAAAGAUCACUUUACAUCAAGGAUUAAAUAUUUAUGCUAUUGAAGGAACCCUAUUGGAUAGUAUUCGAGAACCUAUUCUUCAGUGGAAUCUUGGAGAUGAAAUGUCAUCACAAGAGAUCAAUGCUUUACAUCCAUACGUGGUAGAUCUCAAAGUAACAAAGUGCCCCUGUGCCAAUGAUAUGGCAUUACUUGGCUUCCUUUUGAAUACAAUGUAUAAUGGUGUUUACAUAGGCCUCAGCACAACUGGAUUUGGGCAGUAUAAUGAUACGGUGUGGUAUAACAUGACAAAUAUCAUCUAUUCAAACCUUCGAAGAGAAUACACCGGAUUAUCAGUGAUGGAUAUGGUUUUAACAAAUCAUUUUCUAGUUCUCCUUACCUCUUUGGGUCUUUUUAUAAGUGGAGAUCUUCGUUACCCAUCAGCAAAAGAAUUAAAGCUUUCCAGGGCAGAAUUUUGUGGUUUUGAAAGGGAUGACUAUGUAAAAGGAAAAUUAUGGUAUAAUGAAAGAUGCUUUGCUAACAGAGAACAUUUUGAAGUUGAUUAUGUUACUAUCACCUUUGACAGAAACAAGACCCUAAGUGAGGCAAGCUCUUGUUUUUAUAGUAAAGAACCAUUUCUUGAGUGGUUACCUUGCUUACCUCACGUUUUUAAUGAUGUAAAAAUCACACUUCCAAGUGAGAUAACAUUUCUUAUUGACCAAGAGCACAAUACGGGAAUUUACCUCUUCCAUGAUCAGCACAAGAAAGCUACCACUGCCUCUGUGAGCAUCUUAAAAAACAACCAACCAAGCGUCACACCAAAAUUUCCACCGUUUCAUUUUCCUGCCUCGUUCUCUCACCCCAUCGGAAUGGUGUUUCAUCCUCGAAGCCACUUUCUGUAUGCUUAUGGCAAUCAGGUGUGGCUUUCAAUGGAUGGUGGCAACACUUUUAAAUUAGUAGCUGAUUUUCAUGACGAUAUAAUAAAGAAGAUUUAUCAUUGUUUUUAUACUUCAGACAUUACUUUUGUUUCCCAAAGUGGAAAGGUUUACUUGACAAAGGCAGGACUAGGGACAUACAGUGAAAUUGGAAAUGUUAACGAUAGCAUUUUUACAUUAUACUAUGAUCACUUGGGAUUCAUACAUAAACUGACUCCAACUCACUUUGAAUCCUCUGAAAAUUCCAAAAUUUUUGGACAGCAGGCUCCUGAUAUGGGCUUUGAGGCUGCACUUGCUCUGCAGUAUAUCUCCCCUGAUGAAAUGAUCUUCUUUGCAUAUGUACCUCCAAAUGAACCUCAGGAAACUAUACACACCAAGAAGUUCAAUAAUAUGCAUUUAGGAAAACUGAUACACUCCAGCAAAACUGGAACAGCAUACAUAAGAAAGAUACUACAGCAUGAAACUCCUAAAGAAUUUUUGUCCUCAGUUGUUGCAGAAAUGAUACAGCCUUUUGGAGUAGAAGAAGUAAACGAAAGUUCUUCUUUGUCUAGUUCUCUUGUCAUUAAAGAAACUAGAAAUCCUUUCUAUAAACUUACUCUUGAUUUACAAACUGUUAAUUCAUUGUUUCAAGCUACAGAUAUAGAGAAAACUGUGGUGAUUCCUGGUUACAGCAGCUUCCUGAUCACAGAAAUUUCAGAUGAUAAGAAUGCACUAGCUAUUGCUACCAUGCCUGCAAUAGCACCCAACAAUGUAACCUUUUUAGAGGGUGACUGGUUCUUGUACAACUUUGGGCAAAGGAAUGGACGGACAUGGAAUAUAUACUCGAAACCAUGUCAUUAUUUGCUUCAACGACUUGAUGAUUCACCAACCCUGAAUGGUGUGAAAUACAUUGAUCUGGGAAGCUCUCAGACUCUAGGAGUUAAGGUCAUACCUAAUAAAAAAGGACAAGCACCCAGAAACAGAAAAUUGGCUACAUCUUUGGCACCCGAUGCGGGACCCACUUUUCUAUGGAGAGGUCUCAACACACUUCAAGUUCCAACACUGAAAGUAGUAGUUGGAAACCCAGAAUUGUUGGAAGUUAAAGCUGAAGGCUCUUUUGAUGAUGCUGAUAGUUAUCUAAUGAAGAUUUCUGUAGCAAGCAAAUCUUUUCGUCAAGGCUCCACUUCUCUAGCACUGAUUAUCUGGGGAGCUUCCACUGAGUGCUUUAUGACAACACUGGUGCCAACUUUGAAAAGCAGCUGUAGCUAUCUCACUUCUAUGCAUCACGUUCCCAGCCAACGUAUUCCAUAUGAAGACUGGAUUAGUGGAGUUCACAAAGACAGUCAGGGUUUUAAUCAGAUCAAAACUUUGCCGGUAAACUACAGGCCUCCAUCUAUUAUGGGAAUUGCUAUUCCACUCACAGAUAACUUUUAUCAUGCAGAUCCUAGUGAGCCCAUACCAAGAAAUCUAUUUCACAAGUCAAAGGAAGCUGGAAAAUACAAACAAUGUGCUAAUGCUUCUACUCGAGAAGGGUGUGAUUGCACCAAUGAGCAGAAACUGUCACAUGCUGUUGCUUUCUCAGACUGCAAAGAAAAAGUUCCUCGUUUUAAAUUUCCAGUUACACAAUAUCCAAUUUCCUUGGAAAUUUUCAGUGACAAUAAAUUUGUUCCAGUGAAAUCUCCAUAUUUGGUUACUGUGACUGAAGUGAAUAUGAGGAAAAACUGGCAACUAAAACACACUUUACCAGAAAAUAUGAAAAAAAUUAAAAAUUACUUAGAACCAAUUCUUCGUACUUCAGUGUAUAAUCCCUCAGGUCUCAAUUUAAGUAUAAAGGGCUCUGAGCUUUUUCACUUCAGAGUGUCUGUCAUUCCAGGAGUCACUUUUUGUAACUUAGUUGAAGAAUUUCAGAUUUAUGUUGAUGAAGUACCAUUGCCAUUUCCAGGACAUGCCCUUAUUGCUGUUGCAGCAGCCUUUGUGCUAGGGGGAUUAAUUUUUACAGCAUUUAUGCUUCAACUGCAUAACAUCCACCCAUGGAGAGCCUUCCAAAGAUGGAUUAGAAGAAAAAAAUCAACUGUAUCAAAUAACCCCAUCACUUAGCUGGCUUACAGAUGAAAGUCUGGAUAGUGAACAAAUGAUAAUCCACAAUUCUCUCUAUUUUCUAAUUUUAAUAAAUA